CACACCCACGCAAUGGCACCGCCUCCCCCAGUCACGAUCGAGCAGCUGAAGCUGCAACAAAAACUGGAGCUGGAUUCAUUCGAGCGAAAAGUUGCAAUCGCCCGGCAGAAGCUACAUGCCGAGCACAGACGUCAGCGAGACAAACUACGAGUUAUUGGUCUGUGCGAUUCAGAUGAUGAGUCGGUCAACCAAGUGCCCGCUGCUCAACCACAGGCUGUUCGACCUCAGACUGGACCUUCUCGUGGGCGAUUUGACGUCUUUCAGCAGCCGCUGUCAGAUGUUGUCAACUCCACUUUCUCUAAUCAUAGCCCGACUGAGGAGCCUAUGCUACAGACCCCCACAAGUGUGAUUGAUCUAGUCACCGAUGACGAAGCCGUAAAGACGCCUACGAAGUCAGCUACCACUGCGCAAACAACACCGCCAACUACCCCACAACAACAAGCGCACACACAAGCUGAUGCUAAUGCUAGCACUCCUCAGAAGCUGGCAAAUAAGCAAACAUUAGACUUUAGUCCUAGCUUGUCUAUCACUCGAGCGUCGGUAGCACAACAAGGUCAAGCCCUACCAGUUCGGUUUCAGAAACCCUCAGAUCGCAAACGAGUACGGAAUGUGAGCGAUGCCGAGUCAGCCGAUGACACAAUACCAUCUACCCCUGUUGGCCGUCGCCUUCCGUUGUCUACGCCCGCACGUCCAAUUCCCAACAGGACUCUUAUGGUACCUACCCAAAAACCUAUCCGGCAACCAAAUUUUGGUGAUGGGAGUGACAGCGAACCUGAUGUCGAUACACCUAGCAAGUCAACCAACGUGUACGGUAUGAAGGCAUGGUCUCGCGACCGGUUAGGUGGCGAUCGUUACCUUGCGCGUAAGCGUGAAAACAAUGUUGAAGAAACACCUCAACUUCAAUCGCCGGAGCAGCAAGUGCAGAAGAAGAAAAAGAAGAAGAUGGCCCGCACCGAUCAGGAUCUCAAGAAAAAUUCAAGGACACAUAAGGCAAUUUGGGCGAAUGGACGAUUGAAUUGGGUCGAGAGGACUGAGAACGUCGAAAAGAUGGUGUGA
This is a messenger RNA of Periconia digitata, 1056 nucleotides long. NCBI's taxonomy places the organism in Eukaryota, Fungi, Ascomycota, Dothideomycetes, Pleosporales, Periconiaceae. The record is from the annotation of a GenBank genome assembly.